Messenger RNA from Sinocyclocheilus grahami, 1341 nucleotides. RefSeq names its product corticotropin-releasing factor receptor 1-like. The record is from RefSeq and is a predicted model, not a curated record. Gene Ontology annotation, biological process: adenylate cyclase-activating G protein-coupled receptor signaling pathway. The coding region runs from base 823 to 1341 and encodes 172 amino acids. NCBI's taxonomy places the organism in Eukaryota, Metazoa, Chordata, Actinopteri, Cypriniformes, Cyprinidae. The transcript has 6 exons. Gene Ontology annotation, cellular component: plasma membrane; neuron projection. Gene Ontology annotation, molecular function: G protein-coupled peptide receptor activity; corticotropin-releasing hormone receptor activity; corticotrophin-releasing factor receptor activity.
UCAGCGUUGAGCCUGCUGCUGUGCGCACGCGAGAGAGUGAACCUGGAUAGGAUGAAGACGCGUAGCCCGCGUGGGAACCGCACGGGUUAGUUUGCACCGGCGAACUCCACUCGCGCGUCAGCAAGACUUUUUACAAUUAUCGUCACAUUCUGCUCACUGGACAACAUUUAGCCGCACGCGCGCAAAAUCCGAACAUCUAUUUCCCUUAUCCGCGCUCAGUGACGCCUCCUCGCUGUCAUGUAGGGGCUUCAUGUGAACGCAGUAGCCUACUGUUGACCGAUGGGACACGAACAGAGGGUCACUCUCGGUGUGAGGAGGCAACGCGAAGAGGAUCUGCCGUGUUUUCAAGGAAAAGAAACGGAGCAAAUAGUGGCAGCACUCUCGGAAAAGUUCAGCUCCAGCCGCAGGGGUGCAGGUUGAAACGCUUAUCAUAUCUAACAGGAACACUGAGUGUUGCGCGUGACUGAUAUCGGGUCUGAAUAAACCGUUUACACCUGCUUCCGAGGACAUUAAGAAAUCAAACCGGAGAGAAGAUUAUUUACCGAGGAUAUAGUGUACAUUUGAAUCCCUAAAUAAUAAGGAUAUAGCGCCUGUAUUAAUAAUAACUCAUCUGGAACUGGGUGAAAAUGAGGCAGCGACUCAAAUGCGCGCAAAAUUCACCCGUUUAUUUCCAGUUGUAGGUGCUGCCCUGACCAUCCUUGGGGUGCAUAUCUGUUGUUUUUCAAACAGGUCUGUCACCCGCAACGGAGCAUCCAGACAGCUGCAUCUGGAGCAAAGGAGCGCUGUGCUGUUUGACGGUUUCUGCUGAAAAACACUGGAGCAAUGAGUCGCAUCCUCCAUCCUCAGGUGUUGACCAUCUGGAUUACGCUAAUCUCCAGGGCAACAGCUGACCUGACCUGCGAAGCUCUGCUCCUGCUCUCCACAAAUCCUACAGCUCGCACUUUGAUCCUGUGGAAUCAGACAUCUAGUCCCACCAACUCUACAGGUUUGUUCUGUAACACUUCGAUUGAUGGCAUUGGGACAUGCUGGCCCAGGAGCAGUGCUGGAGAAGUGGUGUCCCGCCCCUGUCCGGAGACCUUCCUCGGAGUCCGAUACAACACCACCAAUAACGUGUACAGAGAAUGUCUUGCCAAUGGGACCUGGGCAAAGAAAGGAAACUACUCCCAAUGUCAGGAAAUCCUCAACGAGGAGAAGAAGAGCAAGCUGCAUUACCACAUUGCAGUCAUCAUAAACUACCUGGGACACUGUAUCUCUCUGGGAGCCCUGCUGAUCGCCUUCAUCCUCUUCAUGAGGCUAAGGUGGGUGAGUGCCUCUGCUCUGAGGGGUUUUCAACAGAACUGA